This is a messenger RNA of Rhagoletis pomonella (apple maggot), 3834 nucleotides long. Its product is annotated as zinc finger protein 236. The transcript is spliced from 6 exons. The record is from RefSeq and is a predicted model, not a curated record. Lineage: Eukaryota; Metazoa; Arthropoda; Insecta; Diptera; Tephritidae. Gene Ontology annotation, biological process: regulation of transcription by RNA polymerase II. Gene Ontology annotation, molecular function: DNA-binding transcription factor activity; RNA polymerase II cis-regulatory region sequence-specific DNA binding. The coding region runs from base 1161 to 3083 and encodes 640 amino acids.
CAAAAACCGAGAAAAACCGCACACGCACUUGCACAAAUGCCAACAACGCUCAUCCGCCAAAGACGGCGAUGUGAAAUGAGUGAGAGCAGUCAGAAAUUCUUUUAAUUAGUUUUAAUUGCAGUAAAAUUGUCAAAAACGCGGUGCAGUAAGCUGAAUUUUACCAAUUAUUUGGCGAAAUUCUAAAAAAUAAAGUUAACUUUUCGCGAAGAAUGUUAAAUUCGGGCUAUGGGCGUGUGUGACUGCAUAAGAGACUAGCUGGCAGCUUGAAAAUUCGAGACAGCGAAGUUGGCCUUGCACCCCCACCCAAUUGUAAAGUUGCUUAAGUACCUACAUACAUCAAAUGUGUAAGCUAUUUUCCCGCUCGUACAUACAUGUGAAUUGUAAAAAUUAAGGGGCGGAGUACGCGUCGCUGCCGUGGUGCGUCUGCGGGAGACCACCGUUUUUUCAAUGGUUGUAUCAAUAGAAGGUCUCUUCCUUGGCGAAUAACUGGUGUAUCAAUUCGAAGCGGUCCGUCCAACGCCCGCCGAAUGUCAUACACAGCUACUUAUUCAUAUCAACGUAUCAUUUUCAAAACGCUCUAAUGCAAAACGAAAAACAGAAAAUUGAAAAAAAUAACACUAAUCGCCAAAACACCCUCUUCGUAGAGCAGGAAAAAAAAUAACUUAAUCGCUUGUAAAAAAGUUUUCACAAACCAGUAACUGAAAAUGUACAGCAAAUAAAUCAUCGACGACACGAGUCACUUACAACUAAGCAAAUAUACCUACAUACAAAUAUAAUCGCAUGAAAGCUUACAAAUAAAAUUUGGUGUUGGUUUUGAAAUAAACAACUGAUUGAAGUGAAAUUAUGCGGUCAAGUAAAUUAUAAAACUAAGUGGAAGGAAUAAAAAUCGAAAAAUAUUCAAUUAGCUGCAAGUCGCAGUGGUGAAAGAGAGACUCAUCCCUACAUACAUACAAACAUAUAUCCAUAACUUUAUCCCAAUGUAACAUAUUAUUAAAACAUUUACUAUUUCCCUUAAAAAAUAACUGUUAAAUUUCAAAAGCGUAUGAACCUUGAAAUAAGUCUAAGCUUGAGGUGACGGUGCUUCUAAAAAUUAGAGCUGAAAAUAAUUUGAAAUAAAGUAUUUUAUAAUAAAACGAUUAUUUCUUAAAAAACAACAAAAAAUGCACAGUCGGCACUCUGUUUCCAAAGAAGAUGUCGCUUCCGUGCACACCGACAGCGGUAUUUCCCUUUCGUCACCGCCAGCGGCGCGAUCAGAGCAAGGCGAGGGUGAGGAGCCGUCAGAAUCGGCGGCAAGUACCAAGAAAAAGCAAGUCCGACGACGUGUUAGUGAUGUGAAAGCUACAAAAAGGGCACACAAAGGCAAACCAGUAUGUGGAAAGGUAGCGCCAGCGGCUAAAACGCAGAAAAUAGCGAAAUCAGCAAAUUCAGCAGCGCACGAAAGCAAUUCAGUGCUAUCUAAAAAUGAUUCAGCACUGGCAGCCGUACAACUGGAGAGCCAAAAGGAGCAGGCGGAACAUCAAGCGACCAAUUCAGCACUUGUUGACAGCACAACUACUAGCAUAACAUCUAAAAUAUAUGAUCCAACAUUAGUGGUGGAUAAAUCUGUAGCAACUUCGGAAAAUUCCAUUUCCGUUGUCAUUUCAGCGUACUCCGAAAUAGAUAUCAUACCAACAGCAGCCGAUAUAUCGGACAUAGCACAUUCAACUUGUGAUUCCGCAAUAUCGGCGGGCGAUUUAGCUUCCGUAUCUACGCCAGCGCCAGCAACUACGACGACGAAAAGACGCACGCGCCAAACGUACAUUUGUCUUGUAUGCUCCAAGCAAUUUCGUGGCAGAAAUGAUCUGCGUCGUCACAUGCUCAUCCACUCCGACGAGCGUCCGUUCAAGUGCGAGCAAUGCGGCAAGUGCUAUAGACAGGCGGUCAAUCUUCGAAAUCACAUCGCCUCCGCACAUGAGAGCCAUCGGCAGUUCGCCUGCCCGCAGUGUCCGAAAAUGUUCGCUCUGAAGGGCCGAUUGCGGCUGCACAUGCGACUGCACUCAGGCGAGAAGCCAUACGCAUGCACACAAUGUGAGAAGCGCUUUGCGCGUGGCGGUCAUCUUCAACAACACAUCAUUAGCCAUCACAAGGGUAGCACGAAGCAAUAUGUUUGUGAGAAAUGCUCCACCGCCUUCUCGUCGGCCUCAAACUUGCGCGCACACAUGGACCGCCACGAAAAUGGACCCGAUCACUAUUGCGAGAUUUGCAAGGAACACUUCCCCAAUGAGCCGGUACUGCGGGCACACAUCAACAAACUGCACUACGAGUUGGGCCAGUUCGAUUGCGAGAUCUGCAAGAAGACGAUAGAGGAUGACGCCCUUGCGCAUCACAUGAAGAUGCACACGAAUGUUAAGACCCACAUCUGCGAGGUGUGCAAGGCGUACUUCAUGCAAAAAUCGCAGUACAAUGUGCACAUGCGCAUGCAUACGGGCGAGCGGCCGUAUCAGUGCAGAAUUUGCUGGCAAACUUUUGCCUACUCGAGCGUCCUGAAGCUGCACAUACGCAAGCAUACGGGCGAAAAACCGUUCCAGUGUUCGCUGUGCAAGGAUGUCGUCGCCUUCUCACAGCUGGCACAUUUCAAGACACACAUGAAGAAAAUCCAUAAGCAAACCAAUCCCUACAUGUGCGAAGGCUGUCAGCAGUUCUUCAAAGUCAAGGCAGAGCUACAGGCGCACAUGCAACAGUGUGGCAGCUGUAAUGUCGACGUGGAACAGCAGAAUGCACAAAAUAACGAUUUGCAAACGCUCACACACCUACGCUUCCUCAUGGCGUUGCUGCUGAAGAAAAUCUCAUCGCCGCAAAAAUUGCAGCAGUUGGGCUACGAGAAGCGGCUAAUCGACAAUGUUGUGGUAGCUUCGCUGAAAUUGGCCAAUCGCAAGGCAUGCGAGGAUCCGGCGUUGUCGCCAAUCGCACGUAUGCGUCUGAAUGUUGAGGAGUUUCUCAAUUGGAUCGUGCCGGCGCAGGCGAUGGAAACAUUUCGCCAGGAGCAACAAUCAGUGGAGAGCUUAUUGGAUAAAAUUGUUACCAUGUACAUGAAGCAUAAAUGAUUGUGCGGAGUUUUUUUUUCGAACGGCUGCUAUUUGUAGUGAGUUUUUUUUGCUAACAAUUUUUGAAUGUGCCAUAAGACAGCGAUGGCGACGCCAGCCAUUGCCCUGCGAGCUUUUGCGGCGAAUUAAUUGACAAAUGAAUUUACGGUUUAGUUUUUUGAUUCCGAUUUGAAUCACUCUUUCAGAAUUUAAGACGCUGAAUUUUCUUAUUUUAUGUUCCCAUUAUUUGUUUUUUGUUUUUGUAUAAGACACCAAAAAGAGCAAUCCAAAGAUAUCUAUUUGCCAAAGCCUAAGCAUUAAUUUAAGUUUCUUAUAAGUUAUUGCGCGUACAUAUGCAUUGUGCAUAUGUUUGCGUUUUGUUUUUUGUUCAACAAUUAUUUGACUGAAGUUUCCCGAUUUUGCCCCGUUUUGGAUAACGGUUUUGCGUUCUUUCUUAGAUAUUAGACUAGUCAUAUCCGCAUAGAAUUUAGUUGACACACAAUUUUCAAAAUAAUACCAAAAUGCUGUAUUUGCAAACGCUAUCAACUCUUGCCAUAUAUAGGUUUAGAUUUACAUAUGUACAUACUAUGUGACUUAAAAAGAACCUUAAUACUACCAAUAAUCAUUUGUUUCAUGAAUGAAUAAAGAUUUGAAUUAAAAAUAAAAAAGGAGAUAAUAAUUAACUCCACGUAUAUAAAAGCGAAAAACGGCUAAGCAAUGCGUGAAUGAUGUGGGCGGAUCUUGUGAGGAGAAGACUGAACAGAUGACUAGA